AUGUAGGUCAUCCACUCGAGGUAUAGAUUUAAGCGUUUCCUUUUUCAUAUAUUGCCAGUAGUAGGUACUAGUAGCAAAGCCUCACAGCUACACUUCGUUUCAGUAUACCCUAACUACAUUUUCGGGAGCGUUCAGAUCUCUACCUGGCUCAUGCGCAUCUACGUGGUCAUCGUGUUCGCGGAACGCAUCCCGGUGCCACAGCAGCGACCUUCUGCGGCAGGCCUGCUGAUAUAAGUCGUCACAUUAAUCAUCGAACUAUCAUUGCUGCACAGGCGAUUCGAGGCUGCAGGCAACGAUACUUGUACAGCAGUUAAGCACGCCCCCCUGUUUUCUACAGGAUCCAACCAUGGUGAAUAUGACAUUUUGGCCAGCUCUUGUGCUACUAAUAAUGACUUGGAAUGGUGUUGAAGGCCAGAAUGAUUCUUCAACUCUACCAACUGAAAAUCAAAACAAAGUGGAGGAAGUCAGGAAGAUGGUAAACGGAACUGAAUCGUUGGUUAUCUUACUUCGUACGAACUGGCCACCCAGAAGUAACAAUACGAGAUGCUGGAUGUCAAAGAAAAAUUAUACUGGUCUUGCGAUGCCUCAACACCAUUUAAGGUAUCAGCAGCAAGUCAAAAACACUCAAGAAACUGAAAACUGGCAACGAAGGACUUUAACUGCAUUGUAUAUAGCAGGUCUGCGAAGCAAUAUUGUUACGUUUGCUAUGUUUACUUACGAUAAGCAAAUGAAACUGCAGAGGGAAACAAUUGGUUAUUUUUUUAUUAUUUACGCCAAACGCCCCUGUUUUGUUCUGCAGAGCCAAGAAGAUACGUCAAGUUGUAUGGCCUGGGUAACGAGAAAAACUAUUACCGAAAAUCACGACGAUUGCAUCAAAUCAUUUAAUAGCACAUGUGUACAGGCUACGACAACUGUUCAUAAAUAUGCGAAAAGUAUCUGCAAAAAGUUGGAAAAAUGAGACUAGAAGAAAAAAAAACACGAAGAAAGGCUAUUCAUUCUUUGUAGAGCUACGGAGUUCUGAUGAUUGUGAAAUUUUUAGGCGGAAUCUAAGACAUAAUAAAUUUAAUGAUGUCUCUUUUUAUCCCCUUUGGGACA
This is a messenger RNA of Dermacentor silvarum, 1095 nucleotides long. RefSeq lists its product as uncharacterized. Lineage: Eukaryota; Metazoa; Arthropoda; Arachnida; Ixodida; Ixodidae. The transcript has 9 exons. The record is from RefSeq and is a predicted model, not a curated record. Bases 347 to 958 code for a protein of 203 amino acids.